AUGAUCCACACGGUGCCGGAGGAGGACACUCCUUUGCUGGGCGUGAGGAUGAAUGACGCAGCGAGCACCGUCCUCGUGGGUGUGUCGUGCACGCAGGACAAGAAGUGGAAAGUGACGGUCGGUGGUAAGAGCCGGAGUUUGUCAGAUGAUGAUGUGACGUGGAAACCAGGCACAGCCUACCAAGUGAUCUUGCAGAUGGGUACUGGCGAUGAGUUGUCUGUGCACAUCGACGGGGACGAGAUCUACGCGAGCGAUGAAGACGAAGAAGAGGAAGAUGGUGAUGGCGGCGUCGCUUCUGAGGCGGUGAAGGCACUGUUCACUCCGCACAGGAUCUCGCACUUCUACGUUGGCGGGGACGGGGCGGAGGGCACGAAGACCAGCCCCCACGUGACGGUGACGAACGUCCUGCUGUACAACCGCGCACUUGAGGUGGGUGAGAUUACGCAGCUCAAAAACAGCAAAGUGACUCAUCCACGGCCGGCUGCGGCCUCCCACGGGCCCAGCGACGAUGUGGAGGACACCGAUGAUACUCUCGAGCAGGGGUCUGGGGAAAAGGGCGUUGGUGGUAUUCCAGCGGCUGGAGCUCUUCCCCAGCGACUCUCUGACGGGCAAGCGCCCCCGAACCCAACAGUUGAAGCAGACGCCGCAGAUCCCUCUUCUCCGGAGCCGGUGGUGGAGUCGUCGCCUUCCGCGCCUCCGUCCCCGGCGGAAGUAAAAAUACAAGCACCGGGCGACAGUGACGAGGCGAUGGUGGCAGGCGGCGGGGCGCAGUCGCCGCAGCCACCGGAGGAGGCCAAACGUGAGGGCGGCGGUCACGGUGGUGGUGGCGCCGAACUGCAUCCUGACGGCCAUGCCUCGCCCAGCGCGGCGGCGGCGGAGGAGGGGGCUGGAGAAGAGGAAAGCCGCGAGGAUGCCUCGGCGUCUCCGCCGGCGCCAUCCGCAUCGAACGUGGGCCCUCCUGCUGCACCGGGCGGCAGUCAGACGCAUGCCGGCGAGCCUGUCACCGCCAGUGAGAGACCAGCCAUUGACCCCGAAGAGGAAAACGCUGCUCCAGGCCCAGCGGCGAGCUCAGGCGGCAGCCCUGCUUUGACCGACAACGCCGAACCACCCGCCGCAAAGGAGGCACCCGGCACUUCUUCGCCUGCCACCGCUGAAUUGCCUCGUGGGGACAAUGAGGAAGUGCCGCAGGGCGUUGAGAGCGCACCGGCCAAUAAAAGCACAACACCCGCACCUCAGGCUGCCCCUGCGACGCGCGACGCUGCACCGCACUUGAGCAACAGCUCCGCUGCCUUCAAGAGCAUAACUGGCUUGAGGAUCAGCGAGGGAGACAGCGACGGCGCUGUGCGUGGGUGUGUGUCUCGGCUAUUGCUGCUUGCCCUGCUGGGGCUGUGGGGCACGACGGCUGUCUGCUGA
Molecule: messenger RNA, 1413 nt
Organism: Trypanosoma conorhini
Lineage: Eukaryota; Euglenozoa; Kinetoplastea; Trypanosomatida; Trypanosomatidae
Product: trans-sialidase
Exons: 1
Coding region: 1-1413 (470 amino acids)
Source: RefSeq, a predicted model, not a curated record